AUGUCAACAACAUUCUUGAGUCUCCUAACAUUGCUAUCUCUGGCGGUAAAAGGGGAUGGCGUGGAAACCAUUGGUGAGGCACACCAUAGGAUGCCAGGAGCAUUUAGGGAACAAACGUCAUUUGAAAAACUUAAAGGAUCCCAGAAGAUAUGUGUCAUACUGGGUAUCCUCAUAAUUACUGCCAUAGUAUGUGCGAUCAUUGUUGGAAUAGUCAAAAAAGAUAGCAAUACACUCUACUUCAUCAUCCCUGCUGGAAUCCUUUUGCUAGUGGGAAGUUUCUGCGCAUCACACUAUCUGGGACCUACAGAGGUUGGAUUCACUAAAGAGGAAACGAUUUUAGGUGCAAUUGGAUUAUCGGUGUUAUUUAGCAUCUGCGGUCUCACCAUUUUCGGUGUGACAAAAUGUGAGGAGGCAUAUUUCCCCGCCAUGGGAGCCUUCGCCUCUAUUUCCCUAGUCGCCUUGGUCAUAUAUUCUGCGUACAUCAAUAAAAACGGUACUUUUUACGAAAUGUCAGGAUUCAAGCUUUUUAGAAUCUUGAUUGCCUUCUUGGCUUUCGCCAACGUCAUCGUUGGUAAUCCUUUGGGUGAUGGAGUGGCGGUUGAUGAUGAGCAAGUGGAUUUGCAAGCUGCUAAUCAGCGUUUCCACGGUUUGCUUGACCUGAUUCCAGAGGAGCUAGCCAAAGAAGUCACCAAGUACGGCGAGUAUGAGAACGUUCCCAAAAGUAUCACUAAGAAGGUUGAUGAUUAUUUCAGAAAGGUGCGUUUUGCCGAGUUAGUAAGCCGCCUUCCUGAAGAACUGGCCGAAGAGGUUGGCCAGUACCCAUCGCGCAGUAAGGUCCCUAGCGAGCUUAAGCAAAAAAUAGCUGCUUAUCGUGAGCAGAAGUAUAUCAAAGAUGUUGCCGAAAGUCUCCCAGAGGAUCUCGCACGAGAGCUUGGCAAAUACUCAUCUUUUGACGAAAUCCCUGCUGAAGUCAACAAAAGGAUUCGUGCUCAUUUCGGAAGGUCUACCGAAAAAGCUACCAGUGCUUCCACUGAUGAAAGUAAACAGGAGAAACCCGUUGACGAUGGAUCUGCUCCUAGAGUUAAAACCGUCUCCGAUAUAUCGGAAGAGCCAGUGAAAAAACCCGGAUGGUUUGAAAAUCUGAUUUGGGGAAUGAGUAAUUUGAAAUGUCACCCUGACUAUUACGUAGAGACUAUGUCAGGGUAUUACGAGGAUGAAUAUGAUAAUCACUAUUAUGAUGAAGAACCAAUAUCAACCUUUGCAGCCAGAGUGUUGGGCAGUACCAAAAAACACACUGAUCCGCAGGAAGAAUCUGCUCCAGCACCAGGCCAGGUGACGGACGAGAGCGAAAUUACAGUACCCCAAACACCUGAAGUAGCUCAGGAGGCUGCAACUGAAUCUGUAGCCCCAAUUGUAUCUUUUGAAACAGCAGAUGACUUGGUAUUUAAUGAGCGCGCCGGCGAUCGUAUUAAGCAAUUCAUCGCCAUGCUUCCCUCUAACAUGGCUGACCGUUUCGACCCGUAUGCAAAGCGCAUGUUGCCUGCACGCCUUGCUGAGGAGCUUGCCGCUCUCGAGGAUAAUAAGCUUACUCGGGAACAGGCAGAAGGCGUUGCUAGACAUCUGCUUAAGGAGUAUAUCAGGAUCAUUAUUAACGAUCCCGCUUGGAUGCCUAUCACCCCCGAACUUCGUCAAUACCUUGGUAUGUAUUUCUUCACACUUCUCUUGUGGAACUCUGAUCCUCAAUACUUGGCUCCCAAGCCCAAAUUGGAUCUAGAAAACUUUAACGAACUUUACGAUCCCGAGGUGAUGCUAGCAAGCGCUGGAUGCAAGAAACGUGAGUCGCACCUUGACACUGCUCAUGCAAAGGAAGAACCAACCUAUGUUGCUUCAUCUGAAGAAGUUGAACCAGUUGUUGAAGAAAGGAGCCGUAAGAAGCGUCUAAAUGUUCUUCUCAAAAAGUUGCCUACUUACCUGGCAAACGAGGCUUCUAAGUAUCGCGAUGUCGCCAGCAUGCCUCCAUACAUCAAGAAGAGGAUUAACGAAAUCGUUGCCGCAAGGCGUUCUGAUGAUUUGCUAUCUGUACUUCCCGAGAGCUUCGCUCGUGAAAUCAUGAUGUACUCCAGCGUGUGCGAACUUCCCAGCACUGUAUUGCAUGACAUUUUUAACUACAUAUACGGUAAGGUCGAAGCUGAAGUUGAUGCCCACCCACACGUUGGCAAAGAUCGUCGUCUCAUACUCAUCUCCCAGCUUCCUGAUGAACUAGCUAGUCAGAUUAGUGCUGAUGAUGAGGAAGCGUUCCCCGAGCCCCUCGCUAGGGACAUUGCCCGUUACCUUGCCAAGGAAACCGUUGAAAUUUGUCACAGAGCGUGGAAUGCCAAUUUGCUAACAAGAUACCUCGCUCCCUCAUAUGUAAAACAUAUUCUGUUCUUCAGCGAUGUUUUGCGUGUUGCCCAUGCGCUUAACAUCUACUAG
Molecule: messenger RNA, 2472 nt
Organism: Babesia sp. Xinjiang
Lineage: Eukaryota; Apicomplexa; Aconoidasida; Piroplasmida; Babesiidae
Exons: 2
Coding region: 1-2472 (823 amino acids)
Source: RefSeq, a predicted model, not a curated record